AUGAUUGUGCUGUUUAUGUUUACCAUGUUGCUGUUUGUGUGUGGUUGCCUUACAAUUACCUUCACACGUUGGAUGUACGUGCGAACAAUACGAAACAAGUGUGAUGUACUGAAGAAGAAAUAUGAAGAGGAAGGAAAAAGUAAAAAAGAAAUGGAUUUCAAGAUGAAAGAAAUUUCAAUGAGACCUGUUCACGCCCAUCAUUAUCACCAGUUUGGCCGUCAGUCUGAAAGACACGCUCCUAACUUUUCACACUCUUCCACCGUCGCAGAGACUCCAGUAGAGCAGGAUAUUGUCGGACCACAGAAGCCAGCGUUUCCCGUCUGUACUCCUUCAGAACGACCCCGUACACAGUUUCUGUUCACUGGUCACACGCCUCUGUCGUCGCCUCAUCCACUACAGCCAUCAACUUCACCUCGUAAAGAUUCGAAAACUACAAGUUCAGCACCAGUCGCUCGUUCGUCAACACCUACCGUUACUGGACCAUCUACUGUGGCAUGA
Cooperia oncophora is the source of this 498-nucleotide messenger RNA. The record is from the annotation of a GenBank genome assembly. Lineage: Eukaryota; Metazoa; Nematoda; Chromadorea; Rhabditida; Trichostrongylidae.